Molecule: messenger RNA, 1548 nt
Organism: Eufriesea mexicana
Lineage: Eukaryota; Metazoa; Arthropoda; Insecta; Hymenoptera; Apidae
Product: ataxin-10
Exons: 7
Coding region: 1-1548 (515 amino acids)
Biological process (GO): neuron projection development
Cellular component (GO): cytosol
Source: RefSeq, a predicted model, not a curated record
AUGAAUACCAUAGAUAUUAAUUUAUUAUCAAAACUGAAGUCUGCUUUUACUGAAGAAAAUUGGAAUGAAUUAUUAAAUCUUCUUAACCCAAAAAUAUUUAGAAAUUUUGAAACAGAGAAACUAAUUGCAUUUCCAGUAUUAGCAAAAGUUGCACAGAUUCUUGCAACAGAAGAUUCUGUUCCAAAUAAUAUAAGAAUCGCUUGUUUAAAAUGUAUAGGAAAUUCUUGUUUCAACAGUUAUUUACAUAAAAAAUAUGAUCCAAUUAAUAUCGAGAAGGGAAAAUACAGUUACAAAUUAUACUCUAUUUUAGGAAAUAAUGAAAAUUUAAAAGAAAUGGAUAGUUCUUAUCCAUUUGAUUCCCAUUUUCCUUAUGAGGGAGUAAUAGAAUGGACAACAAAUUUUAUUACAUCCUGUAAAUUAGAUAGUCAAUUAGAAGAUGAAAAUAUAGAAAUAUUAAGAUUAAGUAUUCAGUUUUUAUGUAACUUAUUUACAUUUGCAUAUAGAAGUAGCAAUUUCCCAGAUCAGUGUAUUGCACCAGCAUAUUUAUAUGAUGUUAAUUUAAAAAAUGCAAUAAUAAGUAUUAUGCAUUCUGAACAUAUUCCACUUGUUAGAGCCUCAUGUGCAUUUAUACACAAUGCUUUAAAGGAAUUUAAAGGAGAAUCCUUUUUAGAAGAAGAGAAAAGAUAUCUAUGUUUACAGUUAUUAAAACCAAUUAAAGAAGGUUUUCAAAGUGCAAAGGAAGCUCUGAUGCUUUUAUUGUCUGAAAAAAAUAUAGUAAAAAAUAUAUAUGAGGAUAUGACUACCGAAAAUAAAUUGUGUUUCUUAGAAAUAAUUUAUAGUGAACUCUCAGACCCAAUAUAUAAGUUUAAAGAGGAAUAUAUGCUUACAAAGGAUGCAAUUGAAUUUUUAAUUGAAAGAUUUUGUAGAAAAAGUGAUCUAAUUUUAAAAACAAUGGACACAUACUUAGAUAAAUUAGAGCCUACAGAAAUUGUUAUACUUCUUGACAUUCUUGGAACUUUAACUUCAAGAUCUUGUGAAGAGUAUAGUUUCUUAAAGGAUUAUAAAAGUCUACUUCUUAACUGUACUUAUUUAUUGAAAUCUAUUCAAAUGAUUGGAAAACAAUCGAACAAUUAUUUUACUCCAUUACAAAAAUUGAGUGAAAUAGCUAUAACAAUGCAAGGAAUAACAGACAAGGAUGAUAUACAAGGUCAUCCUGCAUUUGGUGUUAAAGCUAGUUUAAUUAGAAUUAUUGGAAAUAUGUCAUACAAAAAUAAAGAAUAUCAAGAUCUUCUUCGUGAAUUGGACGUCAUACCUCUGCUUCUGGACUGCUGCAAUAUAGACGCGAGGAAUCUGCUUAUAAUGCAAUGGACGAUCCUCGCGCUGCGGAAUUUAUGCGAGGAUAAUCCGGCGAAUCAAGAGAUCAUUCGGAAUUGCAGCAGAGUCGGUGUCGUGGAGAGCAGCGUGCUGCAGGAAAUGGGUAUCAGUCUGCACGAGGACGAGCAAGGAAAGAAGAUUGGAAUCGUGCCCUUGCCGCGUGAACGAAAAUAG